CUCUCUCCUCUCUUUUGUGCUCCAAAACCAAACAUAACACUCACAAACUCAAUAACUCUUUCUCUCUCUCUCCCUCUUCUUCUCUUUCUUUUUAAAUCCCAAAACUACCCUCGAGAUCGAUGGAGACAAAGCUGAUCAUAACCCUCAAUUCUUCGUUCUAAUCCCAAUCUUUUGUCUCCUCAUCAUCCUAAGAAAAAAAAAAAAAAACAACCGUUAGUAGAAUCAUGAGACCGAUCUUGGACCUCGAAAUUGAACCUUCAUCGGAGCAGGAUCACUCAGACAGUACUAGCAGCCAAGUAGCCUCCAACUUGUCUCCAGUGGAUGAUUAUAAACCCAUCUCUCUAAAUCUAAGCCUAUGUUUCAACAACAACAACAACAAUUUGGAUCUUGAAUCAUCUUCUCUGACGCUGCCAAUGUCAAGCACGAGCGAGAGUAGCAAUCCGGAGCAACAACAACAACAACAACCGUCUGUAACAAAGAGAGUCUUCUCUUGCAACUACUGUCAAAGAAAGUUUUACAGCUCUCAGGCUCUUGGUGGUCACCAAAACGCUCACAAACGAGAAAGAACGCUCGCCAAACGUGCUAUGCGUAUGGGCCUCGCUGGUGUCUUCCCCAACAGAGGUUCCAGUAACACUUACGCGGCUGCUGCCACAGCAGCAGCUCUCUCAUGUCUACCGCUCCACGGAAGUGGAAACGCUAACAUGACAUCGUUCAGGACUUUGGGAAUACGGGCACAUGCCUCGUCCCACGACCUCAGCAUUACAAGGCCGACACAAGAAACGAUCAUUAGAAACAUUGCCAGAUUUAACCAGGGGUAUUUCAGUAAUUGUGUACCUUUCUACGUGGAGGAUGACGAGGCCGAGCUGCUCUGGCCAGGGAGUUUCAGGCAUACAGCGGAUGCAGUUGCGGCUGAAGCGGGCAAUGAUAAUAUAAGUGAAAGUAAAGUGGGUUUCUUGGAGGUCAAACAAGCAGUGGAUAUGGAGAGUUCUCUACCAGAUCUAACCUUGAAGCUUUGAGCUAUCUUUUCUUUGUUUCUUUUUUCUUUUGGAAUAUGGAUUCUUAGUUUGCUUGGACGAGCUUCAUAACUAUCUAUAUCAUGUACAGUGAGAGUUUCACAAACAAUUUCUAAUAUGUUUUCGUUAUAUGGUCACUAUCGAUUGAUCGACCAAGAAAUCAUCAAUUCUAGUGUUUGCUUAUGGUGUAUAAGCGAAAAAGAUAUGUAUUUUAAAGUCAAGUGUAAAAGUGUCACUUAAUAAUAUUAUGCCAUCAA
Molecule: messenger RNA, 1270 nt
Organism: Eutrema salsugineum
Lineage: Eukaryota; Viridiplantae; Streptophyta; Magnoliopsida; Brassicales; Brassicaceae
Product: zinc finger protein 4
Exons: 2
Coding region: 225-1016 (263 amino acids)
Biological process (GO): negative regulation of abscisic acid-activated signaling pathway
Source: RefSeq, a predicted model, not a curated record